Molecule: messenger RNA, 1104 nt
Organism: Ziziphus jujuba (common jujube)
Lineage: Eukaryota; Viridiplantae; Streptophyta; Magnoliopsida; Rosales; Rhamnaceae
Product: putative disease resistance protein RGA3
Exons: 1
Coding region: 1-1104 (367 amino acids)
Biological process (GO): defense response to other organism
Source: RefSeq, a predicted model, not a curated record
AUGUUGGUGUUGGAUAUGGAAUCUGAGAAUAAUAAUAAUAAUCCUGCAGAAGCAGAAUAUUGGUUCUCCCGCUUCCUGGAAAAUUUUUCAAAAAUCCCUCGACAACAUAUUAAUACGUUAGUAGUGCUAAAACUUGGUUGUUAUGAAAUUCUUCCAUUGCCUUUGAAACGUUGCUUUCUCUACUACUGUAGAUUAUUCCCUAAAGGAUUUGAAAUUGAGCGUGAAACCUUAAUAAAUCUUUGGGUGGCGCAAGGUUUUAUUUAUUCUUAUUCAUCACCAUCAAAAUCUGUGGAAAACGUGGGCUAUGAGUACUUUGAAUAUUUAGAGUACAGGUCCUUCUUUAAAGCUACUGGGAGGAACUAUAUCGUGCCAAGCCUUAUGCACGAGCUUGGAAUUCUUGUAUCAGGAGCGGCAAGAUCAAUUCAAUAUGUAUCUUUUGAAUUAGAAUCAUCAAAAAUUCCAACUUCAGUAGCGUUUCAAGCAAAAAGACUUCGAGCAUUAACUGUUUUUCCUAACAAUCAGUUGCGCAGGGAAAUUGAAGGGGGACUAAGUCAGCCAAUCUACCACAAGACUACCUCAAAUUGUAAAUUGUUACGUGCAUUGUAUUUGCAUAAUUCAGUCAUGGAAAUUGUGCCAGAUUCUAUUGGUAAGUUGAAGCAUCUAAGAUAUCUGGAUAUUUUUGGAAAUCCGGAUAUCAAGGCAUUGCCCAAUUCAAUUACAACGCUUCAUGGUUUGAUAACGCUGAAGCUGUCCUCAUGUUAUGGACUCAAAGAGUUGCCCAGAGAUAUUAAGAAACUAAUCAACCUCAAACAUCUUGAGAUUGAUUGGUGCUACAAUUUGACUCAUAUGCCGAGUGGACUUGGUCAGCUAACUCAGCUUGAGAAGUUAUCAGAAUUUGUGUUGUUGAAUAAUAAGGAGGGCAAUAUUUGGAAUUCGUGUUCCCUAAAAGAACUGGCGAAGCUAAACAAUUUGAGAGGAGAGCUUAAAAUUAAAAAUUUGGGAAAUUCAGAAGAUGAUUAUUCUUGCAAAAUAUUGAAGGAGAAAAGGGAACUUAGAUCCUUGACACUGUCUUGGGAUUUCAUUGCUAAUGUUGGGGGUGGAUAA